UAAAAGCAGUUACACUUCAACUAUCAUUCCAAGUUAACCAUUUUGGCCAAUAUGAAGUUCUUGUCUUUGUUAGUAACUAUCUUUUUGAUCCUUACUCUGGCAGCUCAGCUGGAGGCUCGCAAGCGGUUCUACUGCCUUUGGAGCACGAAAAGGACUUGCUCCAAGAGCACUCCCAGCUGCAUCCGAUUGCAAACUUCAACGACUCCGACUUAUUCAUGCAAAUACUAUCGUAGUGAUUGCGAUUAUCUUCUGGAUAGUUGCAAGGGCGCGACAAUUUAUGGCCAACUUGGAUCACCAGUGAGUGUCCUGGAUAACUGUGUUAUGAAUAAUAUUGCAAUUGGAUCCAUAGGAGACUGCACAUGAAAGGGCUUUAUAUUUCUUAACUAUUUCAUUAUUUAUAAAUCAUUGCAAUGUAAAGUUUCUUAUAUUAAACUUUUUUCACUUCAUUUAAUUAAAAGUAAAGCAAAAUUUGUUCGAUUUCCGAAAUGUGUCAUUCAAACUCAACGAUGAUCGGUGGGGAAAUCAUUCAUUUAAACGGUUUUGUGUGCAACUCGUUUAGUUUUUAAUGGCCUUCAUAUCGCCAUGAUGUAUGCUUUAACAUUUUCCCUUUUUUUCGCUUUUCUUUUUUUUUUUUAAUUGCAUUCGCAUAAAUCGCACUACUUGGCAGCGAGGAAAAGCUGGGUGGAAAACGAGGGGAAAAUUAUGGUUAUGGCCACGCAGACAACCGAACAAGCAGACACACACACACACACAAACGCACACAUACGCGCGGACAAUGUAAAUUUAUGGAGCUUCGCUUUUUAGUUUGCAAUUUUUCGCAAUUUUCCA
Molecule: messenger RNA, 828 nt
Organism: Drosophila eugracilis
Lineage: Eukaryota; Metazoa; Arthropoda; Insecta; Diptera; Drosophilidae
Exons: 2
Coding region: 52-363 (103 amino acids)
Source: RefSeq, a predicted model, not a curated record